AUGUCCAAUUCCCCGACGCUCGUGUUUAUACCCGGCGCCUGGCAUAGACCUACGUGCUACGACAAGGUCAUCCAACUCCUCCAAGCGCAGCAUGGAUUGAAAUGUAUCUCGAUAACCCUCCCUUCAACAACAGGAAGCCCAACAGCAACCUUUAAAGACGACAUCGAUGCUGCCCGCAAAGCCGUAUCCCAAGAAACAAACCACGGGCAUAAUGUAGUUGUCAUUGCGCACUCCUAUGGUGGUAUGGUCGGCAACAGCGCCAUCAGAGGAUUCACGCAGCCACCAGGCACAAUUUCAAGCCAACGAUCACAGACUACGGGUUAUGUUAUCGGCCUCAUUCUUAUAGCCUCUGGCUUCACCCUGACGGGCCUCUCCUUUAUGGAUCCACUCUUCGGCCAUCCACUGCCUUUCUUCAGGAUUGAUAAUGUAACUGGCUAUGCAGAGCUUGUUACAUCUCCCCGGGAACUCUUUUAUCAUGAUGUGCCAGCAGAAGAGGCGGAAUUCUGGGUUUCGCAGCUGACGGGCCAAAGUCUCAAGUCAUUGUUCGAGGGCGGUGAACACGCGUAUGCUGGUUGGAAGGACUUGCCUACCUGGUAUAUUGGAACCAUCGAAGACCGGGGUCUACCUGUGUUGGUGCAGCGAAUACAGGUGGGUAUGGCAAGAGAGAUGGGUGGUAGUGUCGAACACAGAGAGCUACAGACAAGCCAUUCACCAUUCUUAAGCCAACCGGAGGAGACGGUGGAUAUUGUUCUGGAGGCUAUCCGGGCGUUUACCUGGGAGUUGGGGGAAAACCAAUCCUUAACUAGUGGGCGUAGCGGUGCGGUGGCAGUGCCGAAGACCACAGUCUGGCAACCUUCCACCGGUUCUAUACUUCGAGUUGAUCUCCUCUACCACUAUAUCUACCAUAUUGAAUACAAAAUGAGACACUUUGACGCCUGGAUCCUCCGCGAUCCCUACUCCAUAUGGCACUACUAUUCCACCGGUCGACGCUGGCAAGAAUCAGUCCGCGACAUGAUUCACUCCCGGCAAAUCUGCGCUCCCCUGGUUGACAGCAGCAACUCUGCCCCAGUCGACCCUCUAGCAUGCAGCAUCUCCUCUCAAUCAAACUGCCCCUUACUUCAAAGACUGCCGCCCGAGAUCCGUCUCAUGAUUUACGGAUACGUCUUUGGCGACGAAGCGGUGCAUUUGGUGCAACUCAAGGGCAAGAUCCGUCACGUGCGCUGUUUUCAGCACAAAUCCGCCUCUGAUAUCCCGAGUCAUCGACAGUGCUGCCCUGAGACGAUGGCUCGAUGGCGUUCUUCCUCUUUUGCUGCUGCUGCUGGCAAUAGAAGCGAUAGCCAUCUCUACCCCCACACCCACAAAUCCCUACCAGACAAACUCUCAAAUUCAUCUCUGUCAUUGCUUCGAACAUGUCGCGCAAUCUACCUCGAAGCAGCAGAUAUACCCUAUCAAACCCUCUCCUUUGACGUAGACGAUCUCCACACCUUUAUCGCCUUUUCCCUGACAAUCUCUUCUGAGCAUCUGGCGCGCAUAAAACGGUUGACUGUGCAAUGGACACCCAUCUGGCAGCCCAUGACCGGCGACUCAUCCUCUUAUUCUCAGACUGGAAGCAACAAAUCCUCAAUAUACUCGCAUACCCACAACGACCAUCUAUGGAAAAUCUUCUGGACCCGUGUUCAGGCACUCGAGGGUCUGCAGGGGCUGCAUCUCAAUCUUGAUCUGGGUCGGUUUAUGGGGAAUGCCAUGAACACCGUCCCGGGUGCACCGGGUAGUGUGUUGCAGGGAGGCGCAAACAGUACGAAAAUCAGCCUGGAUGUCGCUGAGCCAUGGCUUCAGCCGCUAAUGGCUGUGCGAGGAUUGAAGGAGUUUGAUCUAUGUGUUUCUGCGCGCUGUGAUGCGUCGGCUCGGAACUCGUUGGUGGAACAGAUUGGCGCUGAGGCGGUGGUGUUGAGAGAUUGUCUCAGGGAGGUUAUGUGUUUACCGAGAGAGCCAUCGACGACAACUGGGUGUACCGUGCCGGUGUCGUUUCUGAAGGAUAUUUCUGCGUCGUGUGGGAUGGACGAAUAUCUUUUGGAGGGGAAUGUGCAGAGGCCGCAGUUGAUGAUUACGGCUGCGUAG
Talaromyces amestolkiae is the source of this 2118-nucleotide messenger RNA. RefSeq lists its product as uncharacterized. The transcript has 2 exons. Lineage: Eukaryota; Fungi; Ascomycota; Eurotiomycetes; Eurotiales; Trichocomaceae. The coding region runs from base 1 to 2118 and encodes 705 amino acids. The record is from RefSeq and is a predicted model, not a curated record.